Messenger RNA from Camelina sativa (false flax), 2123 nucleotides. RefSeq lists its product as uncharacterized. Lineage: Eukaryota; Viridiplantae; Streptophyta; Magnoliopsida; Brassicales; Brassicaceae. The record is from RefSeq and is a predicted model, not a curated record. Gene Ontology annotation, molecular function: S-adenosylmethionine-dependent methyltransferase activity.
CCGUUGUCACUUUAUUAUUACUUCACUUGAGAGCUCUUCUAAGAUUCACAGAUCUCUCGUUCUUUCCGACUUCCAAAACUCUCUUCAGAUUUCCCACCUUUACCUUUACCUUACGAAACCCUAAUCCCCAAAUCAGCAUUUUCUUCAAAGUUUCAAUCUUUAUUGAGAAGAGAGUUUCAUCGUUGUAGUAUGUAGCUAGAUCUCGAAGAACUUGCCUAUGGUUCGAUCAACUGGGUAAACAAACAAACAAAAAAAUGGAUCUUUUGCUGAUACAGAGACGUGAAUCAAGAAGGGUCUGGUUUGGAUUACAAAAUUCGAUAGUUCUCCUCGUGGGUGGAAACCAUACCUCCUCCAGGUUUUGCACUCGCUAAAUCUCUUCUUCUUCUCCUCUUCUCCCCCUCAAAAACUGGUUUCUUAAAAAUCGUCUCUUGAAUUCCUACAAAAUUCAAACUCUUCGGAUCUUGUUUUUUUUUUAACUACUCGGAUCUUUAUGGGCGUUGGAGUGCUGAAGCUGAAACUGAUGCCUAGCUCAUUCCGUCGGCGCGUUAUCUUACGCGCCCUCGUGAUCGUCUGCGCUUUCUCUGUUGUAUCUGUUUUACGAUUCCUCGGCGGUGAGAAUGAUAAUAACAACGUUAAUACUCAGCCGUGUAAGGUUGAUGAGUGCGCCGUGAACUUCGCGUUUCUUGGUCCGUUCCUCUUCAAAGGCAACGGAUUGUUAUCAAACAGGUUCCUUAAACCUGUUUUGAACUAUUUGGAGUCAGAGAAAUGUAAGGAAAACAUUGAUUUGACUACUCAAGUUGUUAAAGAGCUUACUGGUAUGAAUCUUCUGAGUAAUGAUUCUAAAGCUCUCUGUAUUGGUCGGAGAUCGAUUUCAGCUGUUCUUGCGAUGAAUCGACAAGGUAUCUCUGAUGCUAGUGUGGCUUACAUGUCACCACCUGUUUUCGCUUUCAAGCAUAGGAAGUUCACAAGUGAGCUACGUUACGAGGAUGCAUCUUUUGGCUUUGUGUUUUCUAUGGAUCUUGAGACAGUUACUGUCCCUGCUUCGCUUGUUUAUGAGAUCGAGCGUAUACUUAAACGUGGUGGAACCGGGGCUAUGCUUGUUGGUACUACUAGUGGAUCUGACUCAAACGGGUUGGUCAGAUUGGUUUCCCCUGUUUCUUCUUUGCUGAAGAACUCGAGUGUGGUUCAUGUUGCUUCAUUGGGUGAACAGGUUUUGGUUGUAUUCAAGAAAGAUGGUGAAGAUAGUUUCCGCUUGGAUCAAACUCAUCAUCAUGACCUUCCCGCUGAGUGCUCCUCUGUUCUCAGCAACCGACCGUACAUUGGACUAUUGGAGCCUCUUCUAGACGAAAAGCGUUUGGAUUUCGAGAGACGUAUUCAUUACUUGCCUGAGUUCAUUGAUCUCUCUUCUAGGAAGAGGUUGGUUUAUAUUGAUGUUGGUGCAGCUGAUCAUCUUAAAGCCAGAUCAGAUUGGUUCUUCCCAUCAUACCCUAUCGAUAGGAAAGCUUUUAAUAGCUAUUUUGUGCAUCACAACACAUCUAUCUUGACUUCUUAUGUCAAAAGCCCUGGCGUAACCUUCAUCUAUCAUCCGGGACUCGUAGCAACUAAAGAAACAGUAGCCGGUCAUGCAGAUCAAGAAGAAGAACCUUUUGUGGAAGAUGAUAGCUUUGAUUUUCUAGCAUGGUUCAAUGAAACAGCAAGCUACGCUGAUUUUGUGGUUCUGAAGAUGAACACAAGCGAUGCUGAGCUGAAGUUUCUCUCAGAGCUGAUAAAGACAGGAGCGAUCUGCUCAGUUGAUGAAUUGGUUCUUAACUGCACAGGGUACAGCGACUGCAGUGGUAUCUUUAAAAGCCUCAGGAACAGUGGCGUCUUUGUCCAUCAAUGGUGGGAAGACUAAUAAGCUCAAUAGAUGGAGCUUUAUAAACUAAAAAUUAUGUUCUUUGGUAAGUUGGUGAUGUUAUGUUUUUUUACUGUUGAUAUAAUCUUUGCUCAUGUAUAGAGCAAAGCCACAGAAGUUUGCUCCAGCGACCCAGCACUUCUGUGGUUCUACCUAAAUAAGUUGUCGUCUGUAUGAACUUUGUUUUGUGUAUGUUUCAAUGAAGUUUCUUGAGUUGCGUUUGUUUCUA